GGACCACAAUCUUCUCGUUCUGCUAUCGAGAAUGCGCCGUUCGUCUUUAUUUGUGCUGUUGCGAUGGGGAGUGAAUGUACAUUUUUAUGGGGCUCGUCGUGGCUUUGGCAUUUUUCAUCUGGGCUACUGCGUCUUGGUCAUAUUGCCUGCAGGUUGUGCUGCAGACAAUGCGCAGUAUUACUCGGUAUGCUGAUGGAAGUGUUGGAAUCGUAUCGCUCAGCGUUGUUUAAGAGGGAAUGAACCCACAUGUUCGUGACCUCUCGUUUUAUCUUAGGUUACUCCUUCUUUCCCUCCUCUGCAGAACAAGUACCGCAAGCUCGAGUCUAUUCUCUCGAGCUAUUCGUAUAUGGGCUCAUACGAAAGCUGGAGGUGUCUAUCAAUCUUGCACGGGAGAGCAGGCACGCACGUCUUC
This is a messenger RNA of Serpula lacrymans var. lacrymans S7.9, 412 nucleotides long. RefSeq lists its product as uncharacterized. The transcript has a single exon. NCBI's taxonomy places the organism in Eukaryota, Fungi, Basidiomycota, Agaricomycetes, Boletales, Serpulaceae. Bases 64 to 240 code for a protein of 58 amino acids. The record is from RefSeq and is a predicted model, not a curated record.